Corylus avellana is the source of this 1646-nucleotide messenger RNA. Its product is annotated as purple acid phosphatase 22. Gene Ontology annotation, molecular function: metal ion binding; acid phosphatase activity. Lineage: Eukaryota; Viridiplantae; Streptophyta; Magnoliopsida; Fagales; Betulaceae. The record is from RefSeq and is a predicted model, not a curated record.
UCUAGCUAGCUACUGAUGAUGUACAUUUUCCAAACCGUCAAAACCCGCUUUCUCCUCCUUCUCCUUAUAAAUAUAUAGAACUGAAAUCUGCAGACAUCUUAUCAUAUCUGACUCCUUUGCCACACUUCAAUAACAAUGGAGAAAUUAUACCUACGCGCUUUCCCUCUCCUCGUAACCAUACUUCUCUUCCCUCGUCUCAUACAAUCACAGGGUUGUCUUUCUCGGCAACCUCCUCGCCCAAUGGUAUUCACUCCACAUAACCGGUCGGACGCCGAUCCCCAACAGGUGCAUAUUUCAUUGGCGGGGAAGGAUCAUAUAAGAGUUUCGUGGGUUACUGAUACCAAACAUUCCAAGUCAAUCGUGGAAUAUGGAGAAACACCGGGAAAUUACAAUGCAUUGGCGACCGGCGAACACACAUCGUAUAAGUACUUCUUUUACAGCUCCGGCGAGAUCCACCACGUUAAGAUUGGACCCUUAAAGCCCAGCACCACCUAUUUCUACAGGUGUGGAGAUUCCGGCCCGGAGUUUUCCUUCCGUACACCUCCUUCCGGAUUUCCCAUUGAGUUUGCAGUUGUGGGAGACUUGGGACAAACAGAAUGGACAGCCUCAACCCUAGCACAUGUUGAUAGCGAGGACUACGACGUGUUUUUGUUGCCGGGCGAUUUAUCCUACGCCGAUACCCAACAGCCACUAUGGGAUUCGUUCGGACGCCUAGUCGAGCCAUAUGCGACUCGCCGGCCGUGGAUGGUGACGGAAGGGAACCACGAGAUUGAGAUAUUCCCGAUCAUCCACCCCCACGGCUUCACCUCCUACAAUGCCCGGUGGCGGAUGCCGUACGAAGAGAGUGGAUCCACCUCAAAUUUGUAUUACUCCUUCGACGUUGCAGGGACUCACGUUAUAAUGCUAGGAUCUUAUGCUGAUUUUGACGCAAAAUCGUCUCAGUACAAGUGGCUGAAGGCGGAUUUGGCUCAAGUCGACCGGAAAAAGACGCCGUGGGUGGUUGUGCUCUUGCAUGCGCCGUGGUAUAACACUAACACGGCCCAUCAAGGUGAAGGAGAAAGCAUGAGAAAAUCUUUGGAAGAGUUGCUGUAUUUGGCACGCGCCGACGUCGUUUUUUCUGGUCAUGUUCAUGCGUAUGAAAGAUUCACUAGGGUUUACAACAAGGAGGAGAAUCAAUGUGGUCCGCUGUAUGUCACCAUUGGUGAUGGAGGGAACCGAGAAGGACUAGCAUUAACUUUCAAGGACCCUGCUUCCCCUCUUUCCUUGUUUCGAGAGGCAAGUUUUGGACAUGGACGGCUGAGAAUAGUAAACGAGACACAUGCACAUUGGUCAUGGCAACGCAACAAUGACUCCAACUCAGUCGUGGCAGACCAGGUCUGGUUUGAAAGCUUAAGCACCUCCAAAGCCUGCUGGGAUGUGGACGACCAAGGAUUAUCAUCGUCUUUUAAGGAAGAACUAUAGAUUCGAUUGCAUGACUAUAUAUACAGUUUGAGGGUGAUCUUUCUUUUGAAACCCUCCAGUCCGAUUUCUUUCUUUGUAGGUUGAAAGAGUAAAAAAAAAUGAGUAAUGCAGAAACCACGCUUUUAUUUUAUAAUUAUCUCAUCUCGUUGAUGUGAUCGUAUCAAUCAGCUUUUAAUUUUUUUUUA